Messenger RNA from Trichoderma atroviride IMI 206040, 4965 nucleotides. RefSeq lists its product as uncharacterized. Gene Ontology annotation, cellular component: nuclear pore inner ring; nuclear pore. The record is from RefSeq and is a predicted model, not a curated record. Lineage: Eukaryota; Fungi; Ascomycota; Sordariomycetes; Hypocreales; Hypocreaceae. Gene Ontology annotation, biological process: nuclear pore organization. Gene Ontology annotation, molecular function: structural constituent of nuclear pore.
AUGGCCGAGAUUACGACAUUAGACGCCCUCCAGGCCCUCCACCGCGAGCUGUUGACGCUGAGCAGCGGUGGUGGCAGCAGCUCCGACAACUUGAGCAAUGAACUUCUUUUUGAAAUCUUUGAGAAAGAGCUGGAGAGGCUAUGGGAGCGCCCGAAGAAGAACGAAAAGAGCCGCAGCGCGGUGAAGAGCGGCAAGGUUUCAAUUGACGGCAACGAGUACUCAUUGAACGACAGAUUUCAACAAGAUGUUUUUGCCAUUUCAGACGAAAUCGACUUGGACGAGCUGGACGCUGUCAGAUACCUCCUCGAUUCGCAAGAUGAUGUCUCCGUGCUGGGACGAUCGCUCCUCGAAUGUGCCGUGAUUCGAUUCCACCAACAACGAAAAUACGUGUUGGACUCGUUUAGGCUGUUUUUGGAGUUGAACAACAUGGAUUAUGAUGGAGAAGAGCCGAACGCGUUAGAGACCAUCAAAGUCUAUGUCGAUACCCGUGUACUACGAAGAACCUCCGACGCCUCGAAGCGUCUUGCGCCGAGAUGUUUACGCGCGAUGGCGGAAAUCAAACUGUGGCUACAAAAGCUAGGAGAAAAAAUAACAGCUGCUCAGACCCUAGGCAACGCGCCUGCAGAUGAGCUGCCGGAGGAACUGGAAACCGUGGAAUUUUCUCGCGUGAGCCUGGUUCAGCAGCAUGAGGCCCUGGGCGUCAUCCUAUGCGAAUGUAUCGAUAAAGGACAAGCCGAAACACCAGAUUUCCUCGAAUUUAUCUCCGUAUUGAAGAGAUGGGACAAAUAUGACACGCUAUUAGUUCAUUAUGUCCCGGCAAUCGGUGCCUAUAUGUCUGUUUUCGCGUCAUCUGAGGGAGGCUAUGACCUAAGGCAGGGCAGAGAGAUUAAUAGAAAAAUAUUCCCUCCGGCAGAUGACUCGACUUGGCCGCUUCCCUUUUUACAUGCAACAGUUCGCGCAUGGUGGCUUGCAGAAUACAGUGGAUGGUAUCUGGAUGAUCCUCCCGAGUCUGCCAUACCGCCAGGCACUGAUUUGGAUGAAGAGGAUCGUCAGAGGUCAAAGCAGUUCAUAGAUUCCCUCAAAGAUGGCGCGUUUGAUUUCUUGCUCUCGGUAGCUGGAGACAUCCGAUCCCCAGACUGGCAUGAUUCCGUCCGGGCUGGUAUGCGCAAGUGGUUACAAAGGAAAUCGUCACCUCUAGUCUCUGAAAGAACCCAGUUCUCAAGCUUCUUCCAGCUGUGUUUCAUGUCACAGCUAGAGGUUUUUGUCGAUGCCUUUAUAACCAACUUACCUGAUGUUCUCCGAAAACUCAGAGUGGAAGAAGAUGAGCAACGCCAGCUCAGUCAGACACAUGAGCAAGAUUUGGAUUUGGAGAGAUUCCUACUGAUUAUUGCAUACGCCUACGAAGGACGACCCGAAGCGUCUACAAACUUUUGGCAAGAUCCAGACAGCAAUCUUGCUGGAUUCAUGCAUUGGGCUUCUAGAAGAGCUUCGACGCCCCUAGUUGCAGCGUUUUGCGAGAUGCUUCAAGCCAUCUCCGUGAACGACGAAUGUGCAACCGCUGCACAUGAGUUCCUUUUAGAUGAAGGCCACCAUUCAUCAGGAAAGAUGAGAAGGACACAGUCCCUGACCUGGACUCAAAUAUUUAAAGAGCUUGACUUCUUCUCAGAAAAGAUAAAACAGAAGCCUGCUCCAACACAAGCAGUAAGAUUCCGCGGUGGAAAGCCCGCUGCUGAUGUCAUAGAAACCGAACCUGAGUCCUCCAUGAUGCUUGAAUGCUAUCUACGCCUUAUUACUAAAUUGGCGAGCGAAAGCGAGGUUACAAGACACUUUCUGCUACUGAAUUCGGGCUAUAAUCUUGUCGACAUGCUAUUCGAGUUGGCCAGCAGCCCCAUACCUUCUCAGCUGCGUGGCUGCGUUUUCUUGGCUUUGAAGGCUCUAGUGAGCCGCAAGAGCCUUCAAGAAAACCAUGCAAUGUGGAGGUGUUUGGAGAAUUGGAUCUCGGGAGGGUAUGUCGUUGGUGCAACCGCCGCAGGUUCAAUACGAUUACAGCAGCCAACGCCAGUGGUAUCGAUGGACCGUAUUUUUGAUGAAAUGAGUAAUGGCUUCGAGGAUCCCGACUCUUUUAUCAAGCUCUUACUGGAACUCGUCACCCCAGCAAGCGACUCUAGUCCGCUGAACGAUGGCCUACCAUUCCCUGAAAAUCUGGGCGCCAGUUCCCGAGCACCCGGCAUUGAGGUUUACAUCGACUUCGUUAUUGGCCUUGUGUUUUCAUCCAAGAUCCAGGACCUUCAGGAUGUUCAUCAGACAAGAGUGCUGCGUCUUAGUUGCUUGGAGUUUAUUCUUGCCUGUCUAACGUCAUUCAAUGAAGAUCUGCUGGUUUUAGCAAACGAGACCAAUAUCGCCAUCGACUCUUUGGUCUCGACGACCGACUUGGCGACAUACGUCAGGAUGCAUCCUUUUGCACGAGUGAUGGAGUGGAUGUUCAAUGAUAAGGUUAUGACGGCGCUAUUCAAUACCAUUCAUCAAAAGUCUACCGACAUUGGAAACGCUACACCAGACUCACCACUUAUUUUGGGCGUGCUGCGUGCUGUUGAGGUCAUAUCCAAAGUCAUUGAUCUCGAAACAACCUAUCUCGACCUUGUCCGGCCACUGAUUAAGAACCAGUCGGGCCCACGCAGGCAACCUGUUGCAAAUGCCGCGUACGCUUCAUUCCAAGAUGGACUGGUGACCAGGUUAAAUCUAGUCGUUGACCUGGGAAAAUACUGCGGCAUAGGCCACCCUGACCUGACUCUGGCGUGCUUGAAGUUGCUGGAGAAGAUGUCAUCAUCAUCCAAAAUAACAGCUGCCUGGUCUGGAAGUAGUCGCCGUGCCCAUCGGAACAAGGCAAUUGUUGCCAUGGAAGCCAACGGAGAGCACGAAGCCAUAUCAAGAGCAUUCAUCGCCGAAGUAAUGGCGCCUCUUGAGGCAGGCAGCGGGGCAGAAUCGCCUCUCUACAUAACAAAGCUCUAUAUUCUGGAUUUCUUAUACCAAUGUCUUCGAACGACGCCAAAAGAGCCGACCAUUGCACACUUGCUACUUGGCUUUAAAUGCGGACUGGAUUCGGUUUCGGUAGAGGUAAACAGUGCAUUUGCGUCUCGCACCUCGCUGUUCCACAGUAUACUGGGUCUCUUGUUAGAGUCACCGUCCAGCGAUGCUCUUGGCAUGAGACAAUGGCUAAUUGCCAUCAAAUCUCGUGUGAUGCGCAUCUUAAAUAUCCUCUGGACCUCACCACUAUCAUCAAGAAUCGCCAUCCGAGAGCUCCGUGAGAAUGAGCUGCUCUUCCAUCUUCUUACGCGCGAGACUGUUAUUCAGCCGGAUUUGUUGUGGGAAGGCCAAAAUGUUGGAAAUCCGCAGUUUCCAAUGUCUGACGGAGCCGUCACACUGGUUGAGUUUCUGACGCUGCGAAGUAUGAGCUUGGAGUAUAUUGCCAUGGAACUCUGCAAGAUUGCUCAAUCACGCAUGCCCGGUGUUAAGAGACGCAUAUUCAAUGCUCUGAACGGCCAAAUUGUGGUGGAGAACAACGAGACGAUCCAGACUCCCACUGUAUUUGAUUUGUUUGACUUUCUCCUGCCAGAUGGGUUUUGGGAGAUUCCUCCUCCAUCGAUUCAAUUCUACAAGGAUUUGGAUCUUACUAGCUGCUUGGAGAAGGACGCCGACGCCAACCAGAUUUACAAUAUAGAUCGCGUUCGGGAGAUUCUCUUGCUGAAGAGAGGCGAAGCGCAACAGGGGACCGUCAUAGCCGUCAAUGAUAUGGCGCUCAUCGAAAAAGAAGAGGUAUCAAUAAUGGAGUAUCUCAUCUCGUGCGAUAGACAGAAGCAAAUUGGCUCACAUUGCCUCCGAGUCUUGCGAUCCUGGAUCAAGGUGCUGCUUGUCAUGGUAGAAUCCUGCGAUUACAAGGGCGCUGCGCAGACAUCAUUCUUCCUUCAAGCACUGCAAGCCAUUUUGCCAAGCUUGGAGAUCUUUGCCGCAGACCGUCCGAAUGAGGCUCUGGAGCUGGCCAAACUGGCGAGGGUGUUGCUAUUCAAGCUGGACCUUUCACCUCUCCAGACUGAAGACAAGAACAGCAGAGCCAUUGGUAACUUGGUUAGCGACAAGCUGUACCAGCUCUUCCAGACCUGUCUCCAGGCCAUUGGCAAGUGGGCAGGCUCACCCGAAUUAAGGUCAGUCUACUACGAGGUCUGCUACCGCUAUCUAGCUGGAAUGUCCGAGGAUCAUGGGCCAUUGGCUGCUAGCCGUCCGAAGACGUUUAAGACUGUGCAGGUAUAUGGUGAGCGACUUAUCAACGUUGUCUGCGAUGAUGCGUAUUGCGGAGAGCCGGCAUGCCAGACGUCUGCCCUCAUCUUCCUGGGCGCCUUGGUCCACAUGGAUAGCCAGGAACGAAAGAGCUAUGUUGUCGAAGCACUGAACAAGCUCAAUUUCAUCGGUAUCCUGAUUGACUCGUUGCGAAACAUUAUGCAAGAAUGGCAUGAUGUCUUUGUGUCCAACAACACGGACCAACAAAACUUCCAAAACGCCCGUCUCGCUAUCAUCCUCCAGCUGGCUCAAUCUCGCAUCGGUGCCAAGUACAUUCUUCACGGCAACCUCUUCCGCUCCCUCGAGAACUCUGGUCUCUUUGCUGCUGACCCUGAGCUGCAAAUCGAUGCGGCAAACCCUCGUGCCCUGGAGCAACAUUACGAUCUGCUAGCCAGGGUUGUCCGCAUCAUUGGCGCAGCCAUCCUAAGCCGCGGCAACAACAAUGUGACCCAGGGACGCAAGUUCCUUACAGACCACCGCAUGCUCGUGAGCCACGCUUUGAAGCGCAGCGCCGGCAUUGGUACGGGCAAUGAGGGCCAGGGCUUGGAGGAGAAGAUUGAAGAACUCGCAGAUGCCCUAGUGGUUGUUAUUGCCGCAACAAACUUCUUAGAGGUACGUCACGAUGAACUCUGA